UAUUCUUCCUUUCACGUUACAUGUGCGUUGUUAGUUACAAUUUUUUUCCUUGAAAUUACGUUCUAAUUAAGAGAAUAUAUCAGUUUGCCAAGUUCUAACUACGUUUUUCCAGCAUGGCAGAUGAAAGCAGCUUUACGGAAAAGCAAAAAUCCCACAAAAAACGAUUGGCAGGUGUGAAAGCCGACAAGAAGAAAUCCAAAAACAAACCGACGGACAAGGGCAAAAAUGUUAAGGCAUUUGCCAUCACCAAAGCUCGCAGUGCCGAGAAGCGAUUCCGCAGGAAGGAGGAUGUACUGACCAAGAAGCAUCAUAUCCCGCUGGUGGAUAAGACACCAGAAGAACCUCCACCGGUAUUGAUUGCUGUGGUCGGACCACCCAAGGUCGGGAAGUCAACGUUGAUCAAUAAUUUGAUUAAGAACUUUACCCGAACCAAUGUGACCAACAUUAACGGUCCAAUUACGAUCAUCACCUCCAAGAAGCGAAGAAUUACGUUGAUCGAGUGCAACAAUGAUAUCAACAGCAUGAUCGAUAUAGCUAAAUGUGCAGAUUUGGUCCUCCUGAUGGUCGACGCCAGUUUCGGUUUUGAGAUGGAGAUAUUUGAGUUCCUGAACAUCUGCCAAGUGCAUGGGAUGCCCAAGAUUAUGGGCAUUUUGACCCACUUGGAUACGAUAAAGACGGCCAAAGCCGUUAAGAUGCAGAAAAAGGUUCUCAAGCAUCGGUUCUGGACUGAAGUGUACGACGGUGCGAAGCUGUUCUAUCUAUCGGGGUUGAUCCAUGGGGAAUACGUGAGAAACGAAAUAAAGAACCUCGGUAGGUUUAUUUCGGUGAUGAAAUUCCGACCAUUGUCUUGGAGAGGAGCCCAUAGUUACAUUCUGGCCGAUCGUAUGGAAGACAUAACAAAUUCAGAACAGAUUCGACUGGAUCCGAAAUGCGACCGUGACGUGGUUCUGUACGGUUACGUACGGGGUGUUCCCCUUAAGAAGGAGAACAUGGUGCACAUAGCUGGUCUGGGCGACAUGAAAAUCGAAGAGCUCAAUUCCCUGCCGGAUCCGUGUCCACUGCCAUCGACCGAGAAGAAGCGCAAUCUGUUGGAAAAGGAACGGCUUCUGUACGCACCGAUGUCCGGCGUGGGGGGAAUUGUGUACGAUAAGGAUGCCGUCUAUAUUGAACUGCAAGGUUCGCAUAGUCAUAAGAAAGCCGUGGAGAACAGUGAGCAACAGGAACUAGUCAAGUCGGUCAUCGGAAAAAAGGAAACACUGGAUGUGCAGAUCGAGAAUCAAGAGUUCAGGCUGUUCAGCGAUGGUGAUGUUAUCAAAUCUCGAGAGUUUCAGAUUAAUGACGACCAAAAUAAUGAUGAGGACAGCGAAAGCGAUGCGGAGAGCGAUCAGGACUCCGGCGUCGAAGAGUCUGACGAUGAGACUGGACGUGUUGCACGAACGGGUUGGAAACCUGAAGAUCAAUCGGAAGACGAGGACCAGGAUGAGGAAGAAGAUGAUGAUGAUGUGAAUGAUGCCUCAGACGGGUACGGGACCAAAAAAUCAAGUGGAUUUCUUUCUUCCGAUGAGGAAGGGGCGGAUGAUGAAGUGGCGUCCAAUUCAAUGGCGUGGAAGGCAGGACUGGCAUCCAAAGCGAGAAGUGAUUAUCUGGAGAGGCAGGCGACCAGCAAGAAUCUAAUGAAAAUUGUGUAUGGAGUUUUCAGCAAGUUCAAGAAAGAUCGAGAGAAGAAAGAGUUGGAAGAAGAUGAAGAAAAUCAGGACGAUGAUUUACUUGGAGGAUUGUUCAAGAGCGUAGCCCAGAAGCAGGCGGAGAUUUUGAAGAAGAAAAGCAUUCAGGAUGUAGAUGAAGGUUGCUUUUUUGAAGAGUAUGCUGAUGGUGUGAGAGAUUGGACCGAAGAAGAGAACAAGAAGUUGAUUAGAAACUGCUUUGUAACGGGCAAAUGGAAAGCUUCCGAGGAUGCUGAAGAAUUACUCAAGCUAGAUGAUAUGAGUGAUGGAGAUGAUGAGGUUUAUGGAGAUUUUGAGGAUUUAGAAACGGGUGAAAAGCAUGCUGGCCAGCCGACCAGUGGUAAGAUGGACAAUGGCAAAGAAAAGUCAGACUCGAAGGAAGAAGAGAAUCCUCUCAAGAGGAAGCUAUCGAGGAUAGAGGAAAAGAACAUGUCAAGGACUGAACUGAUGGCUAAGAAAAUGAAGUUGAAGGCAAAGUUUGAUGCUGAAUACGAUAAUCCCGAAAAAGAUGAUCAACAUAUAGAAGGAGAUCAUCAAUACUACGAAAAACUGAAAGCUGAUGCCCUACGGCAAUCCGAGCUGAACAAGAAGGAAUUCUCCAGUCUCGAUGAUGAAAUUCGAUUGAACAUAGAAGGAUAUCGAGCGGGACUCUAUGUCCGCCUGAACUUUAAAAAUGUUCCCAGCGAGUUUGUGGAGCACUUUGAUGCUCAAUAUCCAGUGCUGAUAGGAGGGCUCAACAUGGCCGAGGAGAAUGUAGGCUACGUUACCUGCAAAGUAAAAAAGCAUCGAUGGUAUAAGAAGAUUCUAAAAGCUGGCGAUCCGUUGAUUAUUUCUCUUGGCUGGCGACGUUUCCAGACUAUUCCAAUGUUUGCCAAGGUCGAAGACGAUCUGAAGCAUCGCUAUCUUAAAUACACGCCCAACCACGUAACCUGCAGUGUGACAUUCUGGGGGCCAAUAACUCCGCAGAAUACGGGUCUGCUGGCGAUCCAAUCCAUUGCAUAUGAUCAACAGGAAACGAAACGACUUGGAUUCAGAGUUGCCGCCACCGGAGCCGUCAGCGAAAGCGACAAGUCUGCCCAAAUAAUGAAGAAGCUCAAGCUCAUCGGCACACCGUACAAAAUCUACCAGAAGACGGCAUUCGUCAAGGGAAUGUUCAACUCAACCCUGGAAGUGGCCAAAUUCGAAGGAGCGAAAAUCAAAACCGUUUCCGGCAUCCGAGGUCAAAUAAAGAAAGCCGUGCCACCCGAGGGAAGUUUCCGUGCCACGUUCGAGGACAGAAUCGUACUGAGCGAUAUAGUCUUCUGUCGGACCUGGUUCAAAGUGAACGUCCCGAACUUCUACGCACCAGUGACGAAUCUUCUGCUCCCACCGGAAAAGAAGAUCAAAUGGGUCGGUAUGAAAACUUUGGCCCAGCUGAAGCGGGAAGGGAACAUUCAAUUCGAGGCCAAGGAGGACAGUUCGUACAAGCCCAUUGAAAGGGAAGAUCUUCAGUUCAGGCCGUUGGUGAUUCCGAAAAGCUUGCAAAAGGCGUUGCCCUACAAGGAUAAGCCGAAGCUCGGACCGAUAAAUCCCAAGAAACCGCUGGAGCGCGUUGCUGUUGUCCAUUCGCCCCACGAGCAAAAGGUUAACAAGAUGAUGACGAUGAUUAAAACAAAUUUUGAAAACAAAGAAGAGAAGCGAAAACAGCUGGCCAAGCAGAAGUCAGAAAAAUACAAAAAGCAGAAAGUCGACAACGACUUCCGGAAACUGCAACGUCAGAAGGAGCUGAAGAAGAAGGUCUUCAAAGCGAUCAGCAAGAUGGAAGCCAAACACCAGAACAGUGCCGCCAAAGGUGGUGGUGGUGGCGGAAAAAAUAAGUGAUUGAAUAAGAUUCAGUUUCAUUUGAUUAAUUAGUUUACAAUAUUUGUUUCUGGUAAAUAAAUAACAACAUUUUAUAUUUAUAAGCCUGAAAUUACA
Molecule: messenger RNA, 3680 nt
Organism: Aedes albopictus (Asian tiger mosquito)
Lineage: Eukaryota; Metazoa; Arthropoda; Insecta; Diptera; Culicidae
Product: ribosome biogenesis protein BMS1 homolog
Exons: 4
Coding region: 114-3584 (1156 amino acids)
Biological process (GO): ribosome biogenesis; endonucleolytic cleavage of tricistronic rRNA transcript (SSU-rRNA, 5.8S rRNA, LSU-rRNA); maturation of SSU-rRNA from tricistronic rRNA transcript (SSU-rRNA, 5.8S rRNA, LSU-rRNA)
Cellular component (GO): 90S preribosome; nucleus
Molecular function (GO): GTP binding; U3 snoRNA binding; GTPase activity
Source: RefSeq, a predicted model, not a curated record